Pimephales promelas (fathead minnow) is the source of this 2277-nucleotide messenger RNA. The record is from RefSeq and is a predicted model, not a curated record. NCBI's taxonomy places the organism in Eukaryota, Metazoa, Chordata, Actinopteri, Cypriniformes, Leuciscidae.
CACGCCCCCUCCCUCCUGCACGGCACGCGCUCGCUGGAGUGAGUGAUGCGCGUGCGACUGCUAAUAUUAAACACAGUCUGCCAGAAUGAGUGAAGACGAGCGCAUUAUCAACAGGUGGUUUUUCGACGUCUGUGUGUUCAAGGCGCUCGAGAGUUUCAGAAAUGGAGACUACACGGAUUUCGCGAAAAUCACCAACGUUAUCGAGAGUAUGGUGGUGCUGCCCAUGGACGGGCGCGGAGACACGGUCCUGAAGCUGCGCUGCAUGCAGUUCCUGUCCAGGGUCAACAACGGGGACAAGCUGGAUCUGACGUUCGAGGAGCCGAAGACGCCGCUGGAGUCGGCUCUGGCCGUCCUGGAGUCGCUGUGCCGAGAGCUGGACGUCCCGCAGCGAGAGCAGCAGCGCGUGCACAACGCCAUCACCGAGAUGCUCAUAGUGGUGUGCAUCAGGGGUGGGGAGUUCGAGAAGGCGGAGGAGGUCCUGCACAGGCACUUCAGCACAGCCGCAGACUCAGCUGGGAAGAAGAAGCUGCUGGCGAGUCUGAUCCAGCGGAGGCGCUCGUCUCACUCGGUUCUGCAGCUGAUCUCCUACAGCGACUUCAAGCAGGACAUGCUGGAGUUCAUCGAGCGGCUGUACCGCGUGCCCGAGCCCUUCCUCACGCAGAUGCUGAAGCGCUCUGGACAUCUCCGCCUGAGCGCUGAGCCCACGACCACAUCAUCAUCCUCAUCAUUAUCGCCAUCACGGGGGGGGCGGAGCUCCCCGCAGAAGCCCAGCACAGCAGCAGCCGAGGAUCAUGGCGGCGUGUGCUGUGUGAGUCUGCAGAGUGUGCGGCAGGUGUACGGCGAGCUGUGUGAGGAGUGUGGCGCGAGCGUGCCGUUCUCUCGGCUCCUGGAGGAGGUGGAGCUGGAGGCGCAGCAGCCGAGCCGAGAGUCGCCCGAGGCCGAGCUCCACCUGGCUCUGUCCGAGACGCCCAUGGAGCCGGCGGAGAGGCUGUGCGCCCUCGAGCCGCGCGUCACCUUACGCCGCUACACUGGCAUGACCAUAUCACGCCUGGUCACGGAGGAGGACAGCCAGCUCAGCGGAGACGACUCCCAGGACAUCUCGCGGAUCAGCGGCUGCGCACCCCUCCAGAGGUCACCUCAGAGGCUCAUCAUUCACAGUGAUCCAGAGUCGGAGGAUAUCGAGACUGUCAGACGAAAAUCCACAGAGAAGAAGCGUGAUGACAGGCUCAUCAUUCACAGUGAUCCAGAGUCGGAGGAUAUCGAGACUGUCAGACGAAAAUCCACAGACAACCAGCGUGAUGACAGGGUUCGAACAGAGAGUCAUGAAACCCCUGGAAAAGUUUUGGAAAAAAAAUUAUCUGUCAGACACUCGGGGAAGAAAACACACAACAGCCGCAGGGUGGUUUUGUCCAGUGGUGAGGAGUGUGAGGAUCCUCCGUCUGACAGACACGCAGCCGGACAGGAGCCGCAUGACAGCAGUGACCCAGAGUGUGUGUUGGAGGAGCGUGCGGCGCCCCAGAGCUCGACUCCUGCGCACCACAGCAGAACCGCUCAGAGCGAUCACAGUAGUGGUGAAUCGCGCUCAACUCCGUCUGUCAGACGCUCGGGGAAGAAAACACACAACAGCCGCAGUGUGGUUUUGUCCAGUGAUGAGGAGUGUGAGGAUCCUCCGUCUGACAGACACGCAGCCGGACAGGAGCCGCAUGACAGCAGUGACCCAGAGUGUGUGUUGGAGGAGUGUGCGGCGCCCCAGAGCUCGACUCCUGCGCACCACAGCAGAACCGCUCAGAGCGAUCACAGUGAGUCUGAGGUUCACAGCACUCGCCCGCAGGUGCGCAGCUCUCCAGCCGACAGCCGCUCCUCGUCCUCAGGGAAGCGCAGCGCCAAGAGGGCCCCGUGGCAGGACGCGUCAGGGGUUCAGGAGGACUGGAGUGACGAGGAGUCUCUGUUCGGCACCGCUUCAGGUCCAUCCCACAAGAAGACCAAGAGGUACACCAGGAAGCUGUGGACGGUGCAGGAGUCGGACUGGCUGAAGGAGGGCGUGCGGCGCUUCGGCGUGGGACACUGGGAGCCGAUCCGCUGCGCCUUCCCCUUCACGGGACGCACCGCCUGCAACCUGAAGGACCGCUGGAGGACCAUGGUCAAGCUCAAGAUGGUGUGACACACACACCUGCAUUUUAUACCCAUGUUCUUGUUCACAAACUGUUUUAUAGCACCGGAUGUGUGAGUGUGUGAGAGAGAGGUUUUUGUUUCUUAUUAAAUGUUCGUUAUGAUGGA